Messenger RNA from Solea solea (common sole), 3172 nucleotides. It is a transcript of the gene slf1, whose product is annotated as SMC5-SMC6 complex localization factor 1. The transcript has 18 exons. The record is from RefSeq and is a predicted model, not a curated record. Gene Ontology annotation, molecular function: protein binding. The coding region runs from base 255 to 2474 and encodes 739 amino acids. NCBI's taxonomy places the organism in Eukaryota, Metazoa, Chordata, Actinopteri, Pleuronectiformes, Soleidae. Gene Ontology annotation, biological process: positive regulation of double-strand break repair.
AAUGAGCGGAUUACGUGUUUCCACGGAGUAAAACAUUAUAUUUUCGGAGCAGCAGAUAAGUAGUGAUUCCAAACACUGCUCAGGGUUCAGCAUGUUGAUGUGUCAGCGUCAGAUAUGGCGCAACUGUGCAUAACUGGUGGGAGACUUAUUGAUUUAUUACCGGUCGCAUCAAUAAGACAGUUACCUGAUCAACGAGCUGUGUUUUGAUCUGCAAAUGGCCGAUUAUCGACACUAGAAAGAUUUUCAUCUUCUGAAUGGAGACCUGCACUCACAUUUUCCAGAUCUCUGGAAUCAAGACCCAUGAAGAGAAGAGGGUUUUGAUCCAGGGAGUCCAGCAGCUGGGAGGGAAAUACAUAGGUGGCUCGGUCUAUCAGGAAGCCAGCACCCAUCUCAUAAUCCCUCAGGUUUUGUCCAGUGAAAAGUUUUUUGCGGCCUGUGCAGCAGGAAAGUGGGUUGUGACUCCAGACUACGUGUUGGAGAGUGUUAAAAAUGGUUCCUGGCUUGUGGAGAGACUCUAUGAGGUGGCCAUUUCUACAGGUGCUCCAACUGUGUUCUACCCUGCCAGACAGUGGAGGGAGAAGGUGGCCAGUGGGAGGCUAACUGGGGCCUUUCAAGGGUGGAAGGUUCUCCUCAUGGUCCAAGAGCCCUCCCGCAGAGCCAUGUUCAAACGGCUGCUAACAGCUGGAAAGGCCGAAAUCUACAACAUCCCUCCUCCCGGUGACGUCUCCAUCACUCAUGUCAUCGCUAAACCCAUCACAGAGAACUCAACAUUCUACAAUGCACCUUGUUAUCCUGUGACCCACAUUGUCCAGCACCUUUUUGGAAGCAACUGCACAGACAUGAAUUUCAACAUAACAGAUGAUCAUCCAGCAGAAGUGACGAAGGCCGACGUCGUCGAUAUUGACUUCUCUAAGUUGGAGAUGGAGCUCAAGGACUAUGUCGUUAAACAGCAGGGCCGCUCGAGACUGAGCUUCCUGGAAUUUCUGGGUUACCAUGACCCUCACUGUCCACAGUCACAGGCGACGGAAACAGACUUCAGCGAUGUCGGCACGAUGAUAGAAUGCGGUCUCUUCACUGAAGCCUUGGACUCGGUCAGGAGUGCCAUGUUCCCCGGGCUGCUGCCACCGGUGCCGCAUCUCACCUCCCUCUUAGAGUAUGCACAGCAGGAAAAUGCCACGCCUUUCUUCCAACGAAAUUUCCUGCAGGUCAUGUAUAACCUGCUCCUCACCAACCCUCCCUGGAUGGCUCCCAGCAGAAUGAAAAAAUAUUUCUCCCAGGUGUUGCAGUGUCCUCGGUGUAAGAUGGGCCUGUGGCCGUUCCUGCAGACGGCCGUCAGUUACUGUCUGUCCAGCGAGGUCACAUGUCACCCACUCCCUGCACCUGCGUCGCCAACGCUGAGACGUUUCCAUCAUGACCUCGUGGCAUUUGUCCUGAAGCUCUUCCAGGGGGAGCUGCACUCUAUCACUGCAGGUGAUUUUGUGCAGCCUCAGGGAACCGCGGUUUCUCAGGCCUCAGCGUCAGGGUCUUUGCUCUAUGGAGCCUUUUGGACUGUGUGGGAGCGUUCCACGCUGCUUUCUCAAGCUGUGAAACAACUCACCCAGCUUUUGGUACAUGCUGCCAGUGAGGAGUACGACGAGAGGGACGAGAAGCAGAGGCCGUGUUUGGCCGACACUCUGCUUGAGCUCCUGUCUGUGCUGGUGGAGUUCUGGUGUCAGCAGAACUUCAAACUGAACCAGAACCUGGUGGAAAAGGGCCUCCAAGACCUAGCAGAGCACCUAACCGUUAUCAGUCAGGAUGUGACUCCUGCAGUUGUGGUGGAGCUGGUCGUAAGGGUUUCCUCGACCAGACUGAAGGUGGUGAUGGCUGACGCCAUAUUCAGGAAUCUCUGCUGCAGAAGUGGACUCACUCUGGGAGAUGAACCUCUCUCUCUCAAGAAGAUGGUGCUGUCCUACCUGCCCGCUCUGGGAAGUUUAGCCCAGAGCCCCAGCGGCGCUCGCAUUAGCACCGGACCCACCUCCCACAGCUGCACCAGCCAGGAGACCGACUGCAGAAGCCAGAGCUCGCUGGAGAAGGAAACAAGUGUGGAGAAGGAGAACAUCCCCCGAGGUUUCAACAGAGUCAAUGCAGCAGGAGAGACCCUCCUACACAGAGCGUGCAAGAAGAACCAAGUGGAAACCGUGCUUCAGAUCCUGGCGCUUCCUGGCACGGACGUCAACAUUAAGGACUACGCAGGCUGGACGCCGCUGCAUGAAGCGUGUAAUCACGGCAGCACCGCGUGUGUGGAGGCUUUGCUGCGUUACCUCCCCGCACCUGUGCUCCAUCACCAGGUGGGAGGAGUCAGUCCACUUCACGACGCCCUGCGGAAUGGACAUGUGGACAUAGCUAAACUGCUACUGGAGCACGCAGAGCGCCCCCUUGUGCCUGCCACGUUAUCCUCACCGUCGUUAAAACUCACCGCAGACGCUGACCGUUGACCGUGGAGCCUUGUCCAUGCUGAUGCUGAUGGAACAUCGUUCAUAAAAAGCGGUCACGCAAACACCUUUACAACGAUCGCAAACAUUGAGGAACAGAGAGUUUCUCCAGGUCAGAAUUGGUUUGACAUGCGUCUUUGUUUUCCAGUUCUUGCCAUUCAGUCGUUUCCUCUUCCUCGGGUUUGGUCCACUUCUUUUUCAGCAGCUCGGCCGCGAUGAGUGUCUACGAUAAUAUGAUCUUAUAAUCGGAGGCGGGUGAGUGUCGUGCCCUAAAGCAGUUCUUGUUUCUCACGAGACCUCCUGAUUUCUGAUCUUGCGAGGCUAGUUUUCCACUAAAAGACAAUAGAUCUCCCCACAACAAGACAUUUAACCAUCACAAUAUUCCACUUUAAAAAUCAAGUUCAAACAGAUUUAUAAUCACCUGUAAUUUGUUGGAAUAAUGCAUGUCUGUAAAACACUCUUUUAAGUUCACGUAUUGAUUUUUCCUCUGUUCUUUUUUUUUUCCUGUUGGCUUCACUUUCAAAUAGUGUGAGUAACUAUAUUAGAGACACAUUUGCAUUUCAAGCAAAAAUCCUACUCAACAGUUUGGGGAUUAUCCAGCACAUAUUUGUAUUCACUCCAGUCGCUCCUGGUCCUGGCUGGCAGAGCCGACUAAGUUCACUAUCAUGGAUGUGAGGAUUCAGUGUUGUAGCGAUGGCAGU